This is a messenger RNA of Spizellomyces punctatus DAOM BR117, 1453 nucleotides long. RefSeq lists its product as uncharacterized. Lineage: Eukaryota; Fungi; Chytridiomycota; Chytridiomycetes; Spizellomycetales; Spizellomycetaceae. The coding region runs from base 6 to 1076 and encodes 356 amino acids. Gene Ontology annotation, molecular function: asparagine synthase (glutamine-hydrolyzing) activity. The transcript has 2 exons. Gene Ontology annotation, cellular component: cytosol. The record is from RefSeq and is a predicted model, not a curated record.
AUCUAAUGGACACGCGAGCCGCCGAACUCAGAUCCCUCUUUUUAUCGGUUCUAUCCUCCAGCUCGGACAAUGUUGACGGCAUUCUGCUCUCCGGAGGCCUAGACACCUCCAUUAUAGCUGAUGCAGGCACAUCGAUCUUGGGCCUUACAACGGGGGUUACGGUUGUUUGCGGAGAAUCUGGUACUUCACCAGAUGAACCAUACGCAACUUCCAUUGCAAAAGCCAAUAAACUGUCUCAUCGCAUUGUGCGAGUACCAGAUCCAUUGGAUCUUGUUGAUGAUGCCCCUGGAGGACUCUUGGAUCUCUGUGUUCGAACACUAUGUACAUUUGAUCCAAUGGAACUCCGCAAUGCAGUCGUUAUUGCAAGAGGCCUGAAAGAGUGUCAAAAUGCAGGAUUACGGGUCGUUGUAACAGGUGAUGGAGCCGAUGAGCUUUUUGCCGGAUACAGUUUCCUCGCAUCGAUGCAGCCUGGUAAACUCAAACGCUACAUUCGUCGGUUGGCCCAGCCCAACGCCAUGCGCUUCUGUGCCGGACCACUUGCUAAGGCCCUGGGGCUAGAUGUCGUGCAGCCUUACUUAGAUCCACGAAUUAUUGAGUUUGCGCUGACCUGUCGAAAACAGGAACUGGUAGGCACGGACGAGGGUGGGAUGAUGCAUGGCAAGUGGAUUUUGAGAGAAGCAUUUCCUGAGGCCCAUUCACGAUGGCGAAAAAAGGAUCCUAUUGAGGUCGGCUCGGGAACAACGGUUUUGCCAAAAGUCUUUGAAAAGCGGUGCGACGAGAUAAAAGUCGAGCAAGAAAUACAGGAUAUCGCUCACCGGGAUCGCAUCAAAAUUCGAGAUGCAGAACACCUCCAUUAUUACCGCGCCUUUCAAAGAGCUUUUGCCCUUCCAUCGAAAAACGACCAACCAACACAAUUCAACUGCCCUGUUGCGCGAUACGCAAGUGAUCCAUGUCGUGCUUGCGGAUUCCAACUGCAGAGAGCUGAUCAAUUCUUUUGUGUGGUUUGUGGAGAGUGGCCAGCGAGAGAUGGUGGGCCACCAACGGACGAUCAAGAAGGGGAUGAAUUAGAUAUCUAGUCUUUGAACACAACUGUCCUAGUUGUUCUUUGCUAUGGCCUUUCUCAUCUCUACUGCAAAAGCAAAUGCUACGGACACAGGCACUCCGUUCCCCACCUGCCCAUACUGUGCACUCAAGAGUCCUUUUAGCUCAAAUGAAUCUGGUGCAGCUGUAGGUGGAAUGUGAUUAGAAUUAGAAUAUAUACAGAGUGAUUCAAAACACAUACGCACAUUGCAGUCUUAACAUUUCGCGUACAGUAAAGGCGCGAUUAAACAAUGGGUGGAGUCCCACCUACCGAAAAUAACGCAUGAAUAACAUGAUAAAUAGUCAGACAUUGAGGGGAAUGAGAUUCUUACUUUGAAAGCAUCUUUAACUACCGUAGAUGCUACCCCCCGCC